CGCUCACACCACGAUUGUUGCGCGCAAACCGGGUAAAUUCUCUCCACACCUCUUCACUAUGGCCGGAGCUGCGAAUAAAAGACAGAAGAGGGAAGAUUACAAAAAAGCACAAAAUGAAAGACCGUCAACAGAAGCUCCAAAGAAGAAAUUCUAUCGGCAAAGAGCUCAUGCGAAUCCCUUUUCUGACCACCAAUUGACCUAGUACGUCGUCCAGAAAUCUCAUAUAUCCUCAAGCAGGGCUAAAAAUACGAAGCCCAAUAAGUCCUGCGCACAUGGACUGGUCGACCUACUACCCUGCCUUCGUCGCAGCCACAGAGCCUGUUCAAAGUAUGGCUGAAGUGCAUAUCGAGGACGACAACAAGCCUACUGUGAAGCCUUUGAGGAAAGAUAUUGAAGUCGCAGAUAUUGGCUGCGGCUUCGGAGGUUUGACAGUUGCACUCGCUCCCAUCAUGCCAGACACUCUAAUACUGGGUAUGGAAAUUCGCACACAAGUCACAGAAUACGUUCAAGAAAGAAUCAAGGCUUUGAGAGCGCAACAUCCCGAGGAAGGUCUAUAUCAAAAUGCGGCAUGCGUCCGGGCCAACACAAUGAAAUUCCUCCCAAACUUCUUUAAGAAGCACCAACUCUCCAAGAUUUUCCUUUGCUUCCCAGAUCCACACUUCAAGGCUCGGAAGCACAAAGCUCGCAUUGUCUCCACAACACUGAACUCCGAAUAUGCCUAUGUGGUACGGCCAGGAGGCAUCAUCUACACAAUUACCGAUGUGGAGGAUCUACACAAUUGGAUGGUACAACACUUCGAAGCACAUUUGUCCUUUGAGCGUGUUUCAGAAGAGGAGCAGGAGGCAGAUCCAUGUGUGAAGAUUAUGAGAGUUGAGACGGAGGAGGGGAAGAAAGUAGAGCGAAAUCAAGGUCAGAAAUUUGUAGCAUUAUUCCGGCGUCUGGAGAAUCCUCCUUGGUAGACAAGAUACCCAAUGAUAUUUGCACCAGGAUCAAAAGUAAAACAGCCAAACUGGUUCUCUGAACUGUCUUAAAUAUGCUUUUCAUUCUUCAGCGCAGGUGAUUCAACAAGGCAAGAUUACGCGAAUCUACUAGAGCUGUAUGGCCUG
Messenger RNA from Cadophora gregata, 1106 nucleotides. RefSeq names its product tRNA (guanine-N(7)-)-methyltransferase (tRNA(m7G46)-methyltransferase), variant 2 (gene TRM8). The record is from RefSeq and is a predicted model, not a curated record. Gene Ontology annotation, molecular function: tRNA (guanine(46)-N7)-methyltransferase activity. The transcript has 2 exons. Gene Ontology annotation, cellular component: tRNA methyltransferase complex. Lineage: Eukaryota; Fungi; Ascomycota; Leotiomycetes; Helotiales; Ploettnerulaceae. Gene Ontology annotation, biological process: tRNA methylation; RNA (guanine-N7)-methylation. Bases 273 to 959 code for a protein of 228 amino acids.